GAUGACGGCUGCUAUAGCUCAUUUAUUCAAGGGCUGGCAUCCGGGAGGUACUAGCGAUGUAAAAUGGAUAUCAAUAGAACUAGUGUGUGAUGCUUACGUUGUUCAAAAAUGCUGUUUAUUUUUUCCUAAGAAAAUAUACAACACGUUUCACAGGAGUUGUCUAGUACGAGUGUGGAUAGAAAUUUUUGAAAGACGUCUUGUCUCAUACAGCAGGCUAAUUUUAUCACUGAAAAAUGGAUUACGUGUUUGGUUAAUUCGUGGUCUUUCAGCAGCCGUGAAUCGUCUCUAUUCCUUUUAAAUUAAUUUGUGCAUGUUAGAUGGUAAGUAAGGUUAUAAGCUUACAUUAUUCGUACUAAAGAGAUUUUAGCUGUCAAUUAAAUGUGUCAUCUUAAUUUUUACUUUGAGGUUAUGAGUAGGUCCACAUUAAAAACGUAAUCUGUGGCGAAAACCUGUAAGGCUGGCAAAUAUCUACUUUUCAAAAUGAUAGUUUUAUUGUUUCAUAGCAAAAUAGCCCUACCCAAGUAGAUCCAAGCUCAAUACAGGUGAUAAAAAUUAUUUUAUUAAUGUUUCAUUUAUUACACAGCACCCAGGGAAGAAAUUCUCAAUAGAUUUUAUUUCAAAAGCCAUAGUUUAGGACUUUGCCCAAAGCUGAAUGUGGAGAAUACCAAAUAAUUUAUUCCAAGGGUUUGAACAUCUUUAAGUGAGCAUAAGCAACGAUGAAGAUGGCAAAAAGAAUGGUAAAAAGCAAAUAGGCUUUUAUUAGCAAAAAAAAUAAACUUUGCAUGCGCCUCAUGCUUUUUCGUACAUUUCUUUACUGUCAUUGCACAACCACGACGUGAAACUUCCUAAUUUCUUGUACUAUUCUGGUGGAUGGAACACAAGAUAACAAUUUUCUAAUUCUUUGGAAAAUUAGAUACAGUCCUUUAGAAUUCUUAAACAAUGAACCAUGACUUUCAAUUUAAAGCAAGACAUGUUUGGAUCGAUCUAUGAUCAUCUUCAGUUGCAAGUAAUACUAUGAUUACUAUGAUUUGAAUUAACAAUAUAUGAUGGAGCAAUAAUUAUUAUUGCACUAACAUUACAAGUCGAUUGUGACUACAAGUUAAACUUAAUUUCCUUAGAAUUUAACUCCAAAAAAUCUAAUAAGCAUUUGAAACAUUGAACAAGAUGGAAUACAAGUGAUGAAUAUUAUUUCUAAGAGGGGUUUUAGCCACUGUUGUCAUCAUUGCUUAAGCUGACCCUAAUGUUUCAAUCAAAUUAAUUUUCUAAUCCUUAUAAAUGUAUGAGCAAAGGUUUCAUAACACUUAAGGAAGUAAAAAUCAGCAAUAAAAUCAAGUUGAAUUAAUUGUUGAUUUGUACAAUUUUUUUUUCCAUGUUCAUAGUUUUCUUUAUCAAUAAAUAUCGACAAAUUUGAGUAGUUUUUUUGGUCACUACCAGUGAUGUUAACUGGCUGGUAGGGAUUUGAAGUGAGUCAUUUUCAUUUAAGGGCAGCUGCAGCUUUUUGACAAACAUGACAACUGAGUUAUUGGAAAACUACUGAAUACAAUAAAAUGUGUUCAGCUACACUAAGAUUUUAUAUUAAAUUACUUUCAUAGUAUAUGGCUCAUUAUAAUAUUUAGUUACAGGAUUCAUAAGAAAGGUUAUUAGUUGGCAUACCCUGCGAGCAGUGGUUUCUCCAAUUUCUCAUAUUGUUAACCUUAAAAAACUGCACCUGAAUCUGCAUCUGCAUCCCAGUGCUUACAGUACUUUUUUAUUGUUUUGUUUUGCAAUACUGAUAAGUCCACAAUGCCCCUAGUUAUUACAUAUAAAGGAAAAAGCACAUUAAUAUUUUAAUUAAUGCUAAGAACAGUAUUAUCUUUGGCCUUGUGAUGUAGUCUCAUAAAAUCUCUUUAUAAUUGUAUCCACCAUGAUGAACAGCCAUAACCGUAAUAUUUUUAUCCAUCAAUUUUGUUAGCUGCUCUUGCCCACUCCAGUAUUACUAAACCUGUACUAUUUCCUUUCAUAUUCAGGUCAUCAAAUUAGAAAAACCUGCGUCUUGAAAUCCUUGCAGUUAUGACUGCUUUUGUUGACUCUAAUCGAAGAUCAAGAAAGAAGCUCCCGAAUAUCCCUCCAGAGGAGCUGGCCUUGCAUGGCAGAACAGACCCUGAAACAGCCAAUAGACAUCACGAGCUACCACCCGAGGUACAGGCACAAUUUAUCAAACAUGUUCACAGAAGAUCAAGGUCAUUGACAGGCCUAGAUACCAUGGAGUUUGAAAGGCAGCAGCAAGUAGAAGCUGAGAAAGAGAAUGUGGAACCAGUUACUCACCGGCAAAAUGUGAACUUGUCUGAAAAUAAACAGGAGGUUGUAAACGAAGAAGAAAUUCCUAACUUUGCAAGAUCCUUGCCAUCAACUCCAGGUACUGAAAAUCAGAAACAUACAGUUACUCUUAUUGGUACUUCAGUCUGAAACAGUCUUUUGGAUAGGUUCCCCUUUCUUAGUGAUAAUGAGAUUGUGAGCAGCUUGGCAAAGGGAUUAAAUGAAAGUUAGCUGAUUCAGACUCAAAAAACAUCUCAAAAUGGUCAACGGUGUUUACAGGAAACCCUGUAGUCAGCAGACUUGCCCCUUAGUAAGUCCUGAAAUUUUUUGAAAGCAAAACUACAUCAAGUGGCCAACGUCUGUUAAGCAAGACUAGCAGGGGCAUAGCCAGCUUUUUGAUUUGUUGUGUUGUAGGCCUAGCUGACAGUCGGUAGGAAUUUUAAAAUUUCCACAUAUCCUGAAAAAUGCUUGUUUAUAAUUCUGUUGAUUGCGCUCAUGACUAUAGCAUACACUGACCUUACCAUCACAUUGAGCUCAUGAGCUCUUCAGUUCACCCCAACAAUGCACAAUUUAUUACAAGUGGUAGAGUGAUCUUGUAUACCCAGGCCUACCGGUCUAUGGGCUGGCUAUGCCCAUGACUAAGAUGGAUCCAGUGGAAGGUUUUUACUUUAUGUGUGAUCUCAUUUUUGAUAAUGUUUAGUAUUUAAGUUAUUUUGGCUUGUAAAAAUGUAAACUGAAGGUCAAAUAUCCUUUUUUAUCCACUGCAAGGGUGGCACAGUGGUGAAAUAUGUUAUGUGGCCUUAGUUCAGCUCUCACUAGCCUGUUCCAGGCUCCGAGAUCGUGGUGGAAAGUCGUUCAGUAAUAAGAAAUGCGAAAAACGCGCGGGGGCUGGGGAGAGACAGGGCGGCGGAGCCUGUACGCAUUUUUUUAACGGCCUGUUCCGGUAUAUCAGCUCCUGAUAUACCCUCUGAUUGGUCAAUUGUGACAGUUAACAUCAUCACCUAGUAGCGUGGUCAUCAGUUUGUCAUCACCAAGAUGGCUAACGCGAAUCGCGCGUGUGAUCUUCAUGAAUCCCCGUUCUCUUGUGCUUUAGACAAGUCUCUGCGACUUGGCUCGCGGUAAAGAUGUUUUCGGUAUUAUGCCCACCGGUUUCAGCAAAACUUUAAUCUUUCAGCUAUUCCCACGCUUGGCUAAAGCUGCUCUAACCCUAGAAAACUCUACGAUAAUAGUCGUUUCGCCGCUGAUAUCUAUAAUGCGAGACCAAGUGGAACAACUGAAGAAGCUUGGAUUUUCGGCCGCAGCUAUUUGGCAUCGGUGAAGAGGGAGAGGAGGAUGAGAAGAAAGCGAGAGAAGGAAAGUGCGAAAUUGUUUUCGGUAAUCCGGAGUCCUGGUUGAUUACAAAGUGACAAUAACAAAACAGUCCAAAGACUGUUAUUUGUUAAGCUUAUUCCGCUGUUACCAAGGGAGAAACUACGCACUCCAGUCAAAAGACUCACACUAUUUUAAGAGAAACACUAUUAAGCUAGAGCUUACUGAGUCACAAUGCAAUUCUACUUUAGUUGAUGUAGCUUAAGUUUAAGCUGCACUUCAUUCUUAUAAUUCUGGAUCUGUAAUCACUAUCCGUGAUAAUUUAACAUUCUGCAAAGAAAACUAACGAGCUGGGCCCAGCGUGAUACAACAUUGCAGAAAAAUAUUACAUUAAUUCACGGACUAAAGAAAAUCACUUAGUUAGUCAGAUCCAGAAGGCACUUUGGAGAAAAUUAAAACCCUUAUUCAGCCGCAAUAAAAAGCUUUACGCUUCAAAAGAGGUCAAAGAAAAUGCUCUCUCAUCAGAGGGCAAUUCCUGUCGACCAGAAACAACUGCCACAGUAAAUCGAUAUGUGUGCCAUGACCUCUCAGUGUGAAACAAGUGGCUAAAGUCAAAUUUGCUCAGUGACAAUGUAGAACCUUCCAGAGCAUGACCUACCCAACAGAGGAAAAAACUUACCGCCCCCUUUUAUUGCUAUAAACUAGAGCCAAAAAAAACGGAUGCUCUCACAGGAUAACGAAUUCGAAGACAUAAAUUUCCACACGUCGCACAAGGAGUUUGCAUUGCGUGCAAUUCUCACGCGAGAAACUUGAGAAUGAUUGUAGCUAACUGAAGUGUUAACAGUUUUGACAGCCGAAUCCAGACGUGACAAAAAUGGGCGGAAGAGGGUCGGUAAAGAAAUGCUAACAGGCUCUCUCUCCCUUUUUUCCCGCUGCCACCGCCCCCUUUCCCAAGUCGUACGCGUCUUAUUUUCGCUUUGCUCGUUUUAAUACGUUCCCACUAUACUAUCUGAGAGCCUGGCACAGGCUAAGCUCUCACAGGCAACCUUAUACAUUUAUGUGGGUUGAGCUUGUUGUUGGUUUUUCGCCUUGCUCCAAGACAUUUUUCUCUAAGUAGUGAUCCAUGCAGUCUUCUCAAGAACUAGCCUUUGUGGACUUGCUAACACUAAAUCUUUUAUUAGUUAAUUAAGUGUUUAUUUAUAAAUAAUAUUAUAUGGUUCUUAGUAACAGGACCUGGUUAAGAAUGGAAACCCAAUCUUAUUCAUUCAUUACCUUCUUCUCACCUGUUCUAGUUACCAGUCGUAAAUUAAGUGAAAAUUUGUUGAAAACCACAGAAGAAAAAGAGGAACUUAUGAAGGAGCUUCGCUGGCAUUAUAAACAGUUUGUGAGGACCUCUAAAAAGAAAAAGGAAAAACAAGCUGAUGUAAGUAAGGAAGUGACAAACCAGGUAACAUUCAAACCCCAAAAUUGAAACUAUAAAAGGUACAUAAUAAUGUGGUAAUAAGAAGACAUGGUCAAUUAUGUGCAAAAGUUCAUAUAUUUGGGUUUGUUUAAAUUGAAGGCAAGUGUUGCUGCUGAAGACAAUAAAAGUGUGCUGAGUUUAGAAGGAAUAACUCUUAACAUUGAGGUACAGUGUAAGCCAUAUCAGUUCCUAAAUAUAGAACAAAAGAAAGAAUAACAUAUAUGUUAUUCUUUCAUAUUAUGACCUAAUGGAUUCUCUGGAAAAAAUAAAUCAAACUGUGUAAUUAUUCCUUUGAAAUCACAUUAUAAAUGGUGUAUGUUCAAGCCAAGUUCAAAAUUGAUUUCUUAAACCUUGAAAAAUUAUAUUGUAAGUACAGUUAGGCUUUCCUGAAAAGAGUUGACAGUGAUUUCACUAAUUCUUUUUGAACAACCACAAAGGUUAUUCAAGGACUUUUUCCCUUCUUUUUAUAGUCUAGCCCUCCAAAUAGUGCUUCUCUAAUCAGGACAAACCGGUGUGACCAGCCAAAAUGUGGCAAGCCUGUAGAAAUCCUUGAGCGUGUAGCUGUUGAAAACCAUGUCUUCCACAAGAGCUGUUUUGUUUGUGCCAUAUGUAGCUCUUGGUUGAACCACUUCAACUACUGCUUUGUCCCUGACCAUGACAAGUUCUACUGCACACAGCACUACCAGGAUAUUGAGAACGCUAGCUUUGGUUUAGGAGAGGAUAUUCGUCAUGCCAUGGGAAUUGGACCUGGUGUGCGGCAGCAGUUUAAGUUUACACCAGGUUUGUUAAUAAAGUGGUUUAACCCUUUCUUUAAGCCCCAAUAGUGAUCAGCAUCAAAUUUCUCCUAACAGUAUCACUGCCAAAUCAAAUAUACAGGUAAAGAGAACGAAUGAAAUGAUCUGCACUGAUGAAAAUUGUCCAAAUGUUUGAACAAAUUCUCUCAAGCAGUACAAUAAGGAAUAUAUGGAGAACAGUGAGGAGAAUACUCUUUAUGUUUAUAUUGGGGCUCUUAGGGUUGAAGCAGGUUCUAGUAUUAAAACAAGUGACCUUUCUCUAUUCUCAGUUCUCAGUUGGCAGAGUCCUUGCAGACAAAAACUGUCAGUCUAUCACUGUUAUUAGAAUCUCUAUUAAGCAGCCAGCAUUCAUUGAGUGGCCAUGCACUUGCCCACUAAAUAGGUUUUCAGAGUCUUUUAUCCUUUUUUAGUCUGAUUACAUGCCCUCCUGAAAAUUCUAAAUAAUUUACCUCAAAUAUUUUCUACCCUGUCUGAAGGCCUGAUCUAAACUUCGCCAUGACUGUUAAUUUUUGAUAUAUUAUUGUCACUAGAUGCAGUUGAUGGAACCAAAGAUUCCAAAGCAUUGAAUAAGACACAAAACUCUAUCAGGAUUAUGAAGGAGAAAAUUUCACUGCUUAGUAAACGAGGAAAGAAACUAGUGAAAAAAGAGAAAAAGCUCAGGUCUAAUCUUGACAAGUUUAAAGGUAAAAUUUUUUUAUUUUGGGGACCACUACUUAACAGUAUUUUGAAUAAUUUAUUACUUUCUUACAGAAAUUUGUUUUUACAUAUAUAUUUUACAAUUUUUAUUUCAAAAAUGGAGGAAAGAAAUUUAUUGUGAUUUUUACAUACCAUAAUUCAACCCUUGCCAGGGGGUAUAAUUAACCCUUUAAUUCCCAGUAGUGACCAAGAUCAAUUUUCUUCUAACAAUAUCCAAACACUGUCAAGAGAUAAGUUAGGAGAAUUAAUAAAAUGAUCACCCAAGAGGAAAUACCUUGAUCUCUUAUCAGAUUCUCUCAACCACUUCUUUAAGGAAAUGUAUGGAGAUCAGUUUGGAGAAUUUGUAUGUGGAUACUGGAGCUUAAAGGGUUAAUACAGUUGAACCUCUCCACAAUGGCCACCUUAGGGACAGAAGAAAGUGGCCGUUGUGGAGAGGUUGUUGUUAUGGGGAGGUAGGGGUGUAAUAUGAAAAAUUGUUUUUAGGAAGUACAACAUCUUUGUUAUGCCAAGUUCAUGCUUACUGUAUCCUAUAAAUGGUAAUGUAAUCAUAAUUAUAUAAUAUAUAAUUUUGUAAUUUUUUAAAUAAGUUUUUUAUAAUUUUAUCUGAGGAGUGCUGUACAUGCCGUGUGGUACAAAACUAAGUACUAAUAAAAAUGCCAAGUUGGAUCUCACGUUGACACCAGACAAACUUGAUUAUACUAUGCUCUAGUCCUUCUAUUGAGCACUCUGCCGAUAGGCGUGCAUACGCACCAACUGGUAAUAUAUACGUUGAAUAAUUUUUUUGAAUCAAAAUGUCUGAACGUGAGAAAAUAAGCAAGGUUUGCAACAUUCGCUAUAAGUAUCAUAUCACUGUCCGCCAUUAGUGGAGGUUCGACUGUAGUUAUUUCUUUUCCCAAGGCUCUGAUGCAGAAAAGCAGGCGUUAUGGUUGGAAUGGUUUUCUGCUGCGCAGGAUAAAAAUGCCACAGUAAGGAGAGAAACAGAACUUUCAUUUAAGUGAGUAGUAACUUAAGUGGUUGUUUUACUUUCCAUUUUACAACGAGAAAAAGGAAGAGAAGGAAAAUACAUUCCAUGCAUAUUUUAGGGCCAUUUAUAUGAGGCAAAAUAAGACGCCUCUUACAUAAGGCUCGUCUUAAAUAAGACACGAACUGUAGCAUUUAUACGAGCAUGUUUUAUCUAAGAUGAGAACAGUUCGUAUAAAUGCUUCGCGUCUUAUUUCUGUUCUUGACUCAUUUUCAUGUAAAUGUUGCCCAUGGCAACGGCAAUCCAACAUGGCGCGCCAAAAAUUAAGGCAUGUGUACUAUGCGUGUGCUUCUUAUGUAAGACGCGAAGGUCAUUUAUAUGAAGUUUUUCUCAUCUUAACUAAGACGCAUCUUAUCUAAGAACAGGUGUUAAGGGCUGUUCUAAAAUAAGACGUGUCUUAGCUAAGUUGCGUCUUAUUGUAGACGAAAUGAGCCGUUUAUACGGAAAGUUCAUGUCUUAUUUAAGACACAUCUGAUAUAAGAUGCGUCUUAUUUUCCUCAUAUAAAUGGCCCUAUUGUGCUGAAGUUCCAGGGAAGAGAGGAGUCAGUUAAGGCAAAUGUUUUUGCAGGAAAUUUGAAGCUAAACUGGUAUUUUCAUAGGGGUGGCAGAGAGGGGUGGGUGAAGGGUAAACCAAAAAGUCUUCCAGGGAAUGGAUAUUUUCUGAAACAAAACGUCAAAAUUAAGAUUAUAUCAUUUAAAACAUAAGCAGCUCUCAAAAAGCCUGUUUAUGCUGUUUACUGUUAGUAGGCACCACAGUUUCUUAGUGUUGUAGAUGUUUUACAUAAAACAAAAGAACCCUAACAAAACUAUCAACGCAACAGCAAAAAGGUGAGAAAUUUAGGUGGCAGUUUUAAAUAAUAUUGUCCCUACCUCCUAACACUUAUUAUUAAUAUUGUUAGUAGUUAUAGUUGCACAAGAAGGUGGCAAAUAUAAUUUUUGUGACCUUCAACAACAUGGUUAUUUACCAUGUACAUAGUGUGUAUGUUUUUAGGUCAAUAGUUUUUGUUUUAGUUGAUAUGAUCCACUACCCUUUGACCAAACAUAGGAGGAAAAACUUAGACAAGGUUAAAAUAAUAUUAGACCCAUCUUAAGGAAUCAAUCUCUAACAGAUUUUCUCUUUGCCAGGGUAAGGGAAUUAGAACUUGCAGAGAAGUAUUCUGAGCUGGAGAAAAAACUGAGAGAAUUGACAGAGAAGGAUGGUAAGUUAGGCUAGUACUUUUUCACUAAACAAAAUUAACUGUAAGUUUGGUCAUGGCCACCCUUUUUAAAAGCAUUACCACAAAUAAAAGAGCUAGUAGUUAAAAAAUUAUUUUGAAGGUAAUUCUACUGCUGUUGGUGGCAAUUGCAUUGGGGUUAAAAUCUCACUUGAAGGGCUGUUAUUUCAAUAAGGUAUAGGUCUGCUUUGUUUUGUAAAGUUUUUAUAUAUAUGUUACAGUUCAAAAUAAAAUUCAGGUUAAAAUUUUUUAACCUAGGUUAAUUCUCAUUUUCCUUUGUUUCCUAGCCCUAAUUAUUCGUGAAUAAGGGCUAGGAUCGAGACAAAAGAAAAUAAAGAAUCAACCUAGGUUAAAAAAUUUUACCCUGAAUAUAAUUUUGACCUGUAACAUUUUUGCCACGUGAACAUCUCCCAUAAUGCACCUUAUUUGUCCCCCAAAAUUUUGCAUAACCUUCGUUUUUCAUUUUUCCUGGGUAUUACAGCUGUCCUAAGAGAAAUUGAAAACAAUGCUUCUGCAAAAUUUUAGGGGGCAAAUAAGGUGCCUUAUUGGAGAAAGUGCAAGUUGCGUAUUUUGCUUAACCCAUUUGCUCCUGGAAAUUUUGCUGAAAAGUGCCUGCCGAGUCAGGGUGAGGCUAGUUGCACCAUUUUUUGAUAGCUUUCUGUUGAGCAAAAGCUUUUGGGAAAACUUUCGGAAAAGUAGGAUUAAGUGGAGUGAAGUUAAGUGCAGUGAGGUGGGUGGUGGAUCAGGAUUUUUAUUGAAAUGUUUGGGUCAAAUAAGUUUUUGCAUUUUUGUCUGGUCUGUUUUACUGAAUCAUGCUCAUUCAGGUAUGGUUUGAAAGAUCUCUUCCCUUGGAACAAGUUACACGAAGAUGACAAAGUUGUCUAUGACUGUCAAAACUGAUGAUGUUACAAUUGGUACAAUGGAUGUGUACCCACACACAGGCGGUUAGGGUUUAUGGGUUAAUGAGGAGAUUGGUUAAUGGUGGAAUUGCAUAGGAAAUUCAGCUAAAAUUGAUUUCUUGACCUGUCUUCAGCUAAAUGUGACCCCUCUCUUCCCUGUAACUAUUAACUAAACUAAUAUGAAGCUCUACAGUACUAUAUUAAGUACCUUGUCAGAAUUUGAUAGAGAGUUUAUAGUGUUCCAUUUUGUUUUAACAGAAAACACUAAGACAGAGUAUGACAAGUCUAAAGAGAAAGAGUUAUUACAAGAAAUGCUUGAGGUGGUUGAAAAAAGAGAGCAACUCAUAUCUGAUGUGGAGGAUACCAAGAAAAGGUUAAAAAUACUGGUAGAUUCAUUGUGUAAGACCAUGAUCAAGGUGUUAAAAACAAUUUUUUUUAGAAAUGUCGUUUGUACUUUUAGAUGGUGCAGUUUAUGUUAAAGCCUACAAGAGCAGAUGUUUUUAUCAUCUUUUGUUUCUGAAGCACGGCGGACAAAUUAUUAUAUAUAAUUUACUAAAAAUACAUGUCUCGCAAAUCCUCGCAAAUCUCCAAGUUGUGACCAGCUGCUUUUGUUUUUGAAUCUGGUUUUUCAGCAGGAAAGGUUUAACCAAUUUCUAUGGUUUUGGGCAUCCUUAAUAAAGAAUGGUGGAACUUUAAGAAAAUGUUAUUUAUUUUCUUGUAGGAAUAAAAAAUUUUGAGAUGUUGGCAUUUUUACAUGCGGCAAGUUGCAUGGUCAUGAUUGACUUCAAACCUACUAGAGAGUCCUAAGGCUUUCUUUGCUGAAGUUAGAGGAAAAUCCGUUGUAGGAUUUCAAAUUUAUUUACUUUUUUUGGAAAAAUGCGGUUUUAAAUAUAUGCCGAUAUCUCAAACAUUUUUAUUCCUACGAGAAAUAAAUGACAUUCUUAAAGUUCCAGCAUUCUUUAUUAAGGAUGCAAAAAAUCAUAGAAAUCGGUUAAAUCCUUCCUGCUGAAAAACAAAAUUAAAAAACAUAACCAACAUGCAUAUCAUUAUAAAUAGGCUUCAGCCACCUUAAAGUACUUGUUUCAUUUUGUCAGGUAUGUGGAGGAAGACAAAUUGCUGGAAAAAGAAAGGAGAGAAGCAGGUUAGAGUUUCCUUAGUUCCAAUAUAUAUAAUUCAUGUAUUCAUCACUUCAAUUAUUUUAAUGUUUGUUCACAACGAACCCACUUUUCACAGUUUGUGAUGUGUUCAAUUCUACAAUGAGCCCACAGCAUAGUUGUAAAAUUUGAAAUGGUUACAUGCCCAAAGUCAGUAGGCCGAGAACAGAAUGGGGCAUGAGCAAAACAUAUUAUAAAGCACUUAACAAUUGGGCCUUACUGCCAAGCGAACUCAAGAGACUGACGUCAAAAACGAUUUUUAAAUGCAAACUGAAACAGUUUUUAUUGAACCAUUUUGAACUGUAGUUAAGUAUUUUUAUCUUAGUUUUAAAUGAUUUUCAAAGAUUUUCAAACACUAUAAUUAAAGAGUUUUUAUAAAAUAAUUAACCUUAGUAUUUUUAACUUAAACCUCAGUUGUAUUAUUAUUCUUUAGCUUUAGUUUAGUUAUACUUUAAUGUGUUUUGACCUUUAGUCGAGAGGAUCCUCCUGAAAACCACUGUUAGGUGAUUGGAGGCCUCCUCUUAAAAUAUUUUUUUAUUUCAUUGUUAUUAUAUAAUGAAACACUGCUUGAAAAGAUAUCUUCACAGGUGAGAUCACCUUUUUGCUGUUGUUACAUAAUAAAUCAGGCCUUUUGCAGCAAAACAUACUUAAGUGAAAUGGUUUCUUGGUAUUUCAUUGGUGUUGAUAUAUUAAAUAAAGCAGGACGGCUCAGAGAUAUGAAAUUUCCUCUCUCGUGGCCAAGUAAAUUAUAUAUCCUUUAUUAAAUUAUGAUUAUUUUAAAGAUAAUUUUGAUAUAUAAAUUUCACUAAUAUAGUUAAGAUUAUUUUUUUCAAUUUUGGUCUAAGAAAUGAUAAAAAGAAACAAAACAAGACUAUUGCUACAGACAUGAAAUAAUAAUCCUGUCUCUUUUUUGUUUAUUCAGGAUUCAAUGAUCCGGACCUAAUAAGAGAGGUGACGUCUGCAAGUAGAGAUGCCCAGAAAGUGUCAGAAGCUGUCAGACAAGCACCAAGUACUGUAGCACAAUCAGAUUUGUGCUGCAUCUUGCUUUGA
Messenger RNA from Porites evermanni, 11893 nucleotides. Lineage: Eukaryota; Metazoa; Cnidaria; Anthozoa; Scleractinia; Poritidae. The record is from the annotation of a GenBank genome assembly.